UCCCUCCCCCUUCACCAUCAACUCCAAUGGCUUACUCCUCCAAAACUGCAUUUUUUGCCUUAGCCACCAUUGCCAUUUCCAUGGCUAUCCCAACCUUUGCCACUGUCCACACUGUUGGCGACACCGCUGGUUGGUCCACCGGCGUCGACUACCCCUCUUGGUCCUCCGGGAAAAUCUUCACCGUAGGCGACACAUUGGUGUUCAAUUAUGGGGGUGGGCACACGGUGGACGAAGUGAGUGCUAGCGAGUACACCUCUUGUACGGCCGCCAAUUCCAUUAGUAGCGACAGCUCUGGCGCCACGUCCAUCACUCUCAAGAAGCCUGGCACUCAUUACUUCAUUUGUGGUGCAUUUGGUCACUGUGGCAACGGUAUGAAGCUAGCGGUCACAGCUGCCGAAGCUGGAGGUCCCCCCUCUAUAGCCUCAGCUCCCAUUGGUGAUGGACUUCCACCGUCCGAAGCGCCAAGUUCUGUUGGAGCUACUGCUCCUGUGACGCCAUUGGUUGGUGCUACUCCCAAAGAUGCGGACUCCUCAUUGGUGAACUCUCCCACGUCUAAGGUUCCCGUGGAGGCAUCUUCCGCUUGUGGCGCCUCUGCGUUUGCAGCCGUGGUUUGCACUUGGGGCGCCGCCACCCUGGGCUUGUUGGCUGCGCUUUAGGAUGCUCACUAUGUAGUGUCUUUUGUGAAAAUUCAUCUUUUGCUUGGGUUGUUUUUUUUCUUUGUCGUGUAUUUGUUUCCCUAAAUUAAUUAUUA
Messenger RNA from Cucurbita moschata (crookneck pumpkin), 751 nucleotides. Its product is annotated as blue copper protein-like. Lineage: Eukaryota; Viridiplantae; Streptophyta; Magnoliopsida; Cucurbitales; Cucurbitaceae. Gene Ontology annotation, cellular component: plasma membrane. The transcript is spliced from 2 exons. The record is from RefSeq and is a predicted model, not a curated record. Gene Ontology annotation, molecular function: electron transfer activity. The coding region runs from base 27 to 656 and encodes 209 amino acids.